This is a messenger RNA of Penicillium chermesinum, 729 nucleotides long. Its product is annotated as putative transcription initiation factor TFIID, 31kD subunit. NCBI's taxonomy places the organism in Eukaryota, Fungi, Ascomycota, Eurotiomycetes, Eurotiales, Aspergillaceae. The coding region runs from base 1 to 729 and encodes 242 amino acids. The transcript has a single exon. Gene Ontology annotation, molecular function: transcription coactivator activity; RNA polymerase II general transcription initiation factor activity; protein heterodimerization activity. Gene Ontology annotation, biological process: DNA-templated transcription initiation; RNA polymerase II preinitiation complex assembly. Gene Ontology annotation, cellular component: SAGA complex; transcription factor TFIID complex. The record is from RefSeq and is a predicted model, not a curated record.
AUGGCCUCCCCAAGCCAAACUCAAGGGUCUGGGCCAGCAACCCAACCCCUCACCCCACCGGCAGAGUCCUCCUCAGCCCCAAACGGCGUCCCAGCAUCAACCGCACCCGCACCGGCAACAGCCCCAACAACCUCAACCGCACCACCCCCACACAUCCCGGGAACCUCGAUCCAAGACAGUGGCAAAUCACGACGCCCGCGCGACGUACGGCUCGUGCACAUGCUCCUCGCCUCGCUCGGCGUCACAAGCUACCAAGACCGCGUGCCGCUGCAACUCCUCGACUUCGCCUACCGGUACACGUCGAACGUGCUGCAGGACUCGGUGCAUCUGGCGACGGAAGGCUAUGCGAACGCAGUGGACAACACGGGGGCGACAGGCAAGAAUGCUGCGGGCGAGGUGAACAAUGUCUCGCUGGGCGCGCUGCGGCUCAGCAUUGCGUCGCGGCUGCACUACCAGUUCCAGGCGGGGCUGCCGAAGGAGUUCCUGAUGGAUGUUGCGUCGGAGCGUAAUCGGAUUGCGCUGCCGGGUGUGUCCAGGGGCUUCGAUCAGGGGAAUAACCAGGCGCAGGGGGCGGCGAAUCAGAGUGUUAUGAUGGCGGGGAUGCGGUUGCCGCCUGAGCGGUUCUGUCUUACGGGAACUGGGUGGAACAUGAAGGAUGAGUGGGAGAGCGAAGGGGAGGAGGAUCUGCCGGAUGCGACGGAGCCCGAGGGGGGAGAAGCGGGCGAAUGA